Molecule: messenger RNA, 908 nt
Organism: Solea senegalensis (Senegalese sole)
Lineage: Eukaryota; Metazoa; Chordata; Actinopteri; Pleuronectiformes; Soleidae
Product: vomeronasal type-2 receptor 1-like
Exons: 3
Coding region: 163-783 (206 amino acids)
Biological process (GO): G protein-coupled receptor signaling pathway
Cellular component (GO): membrane
Molecular function (GO): G protein-coupled receptor activity
Source: RefSeq, a predicted model, not a curated record
GGGUGAUUCUUACUCCACGGGUACUAUUGCCAUAUCCUCAGUCUUAGGUUUGUACAGAGUGCCUCUGGUAAGUUUUUAUCAUUAUUGUGAUUUAAUUUCAUAUUCAAUUAAGGUCUGAAAAUUGGGUAUUUAACUAAUUCAAAAUACAAACAUCUGCAAACUAUGUUUUUGAUACAUGGUCUUGUUUUGCAGGUGAGUUAUUUUGCCACAUGUUCCUGCCUGAGUGAUCGACAAAAUUUUCCAUCUUUCUUUAGGACUAUCCCAAGUGAUAUUUUUCAGGUGAAUGCUAUGAUUCAAAUUCUAAAACACUUUGGUUGGACUUGGGCAGGUCUGCUCAUCAGUGAUGAUGCAUAUGGAGUCAAUGCUGCUCGAUCAUUUCACUCUGAUCUGGGUCCAACUGCUGGAGGUUGUCUGGCUUACACAGAGAUUUUGCCUCGUUAUGAUCCCAUUGAAAUUAGGAGAAUAGUGGAUGUGAUAAGGAAAUCUACAGCUCGGGUGGUGAUUGUGUUUUCACCUGAGAAUCGCAUGGUUAGCCUCAUGAAAGAGUUGGUGAAACAGAAUGUGACAGGCCUGCAGUGGAUCGCCAGUGAAGGCUGGUCAUCAGCUGCUGUGCUCCAGACUCCCCACAUCAUGCCAUACCUGGCUGGAACACUGGGGAUCGCCAUUCGCCGAGGAGAAAUACCAGGACUGAGAGACUUCCUGUUACAAAUAAGUCCUGACCUACAUCACAACAACACUGAAAGAAAUAGCCUGGUGAGAAUUAAAUGUUUCAAUCUGAUAUGAGACUACCAACAAUGAAAAUGUGUAAUUAUUUCAAAAACCCAAAUUUGGCCAUUCUCUUCAUCCAGGUGAAUGAGUUUUGGGAACACACAUUUCAGUGUAGAUUUGCACCACCUCCUGCAGGUUGG